This is a messenger RNA of Funneliformis geosporum, 390 nucleotides long. The record is from the annotation of a GenBank genome assembly. NCBI's taxonomy places the organism in Eukaryota, Fungi, Glomeromycota, Glomeromycetes, Glomerales, Glomeraceae.
AUGAAAUUAAUUAAAUUAUUAAUAAGUUUGUUAUUGCUCUUUAACAUUCUAACAACUCGCACGGAUGCUAUUGAUUCAAUGAAGAUUGCAAUUAUACCUAUCCAAUGUAUCGUUUCUAAUACUUUUAUAGGAGAUAUAACAGGAGAAACCGAAAACUCCGUAAAGUUUAGCGCUCUUGCAUGCACUGGUCUUGGCUAUGCGACAUCAUCUUCAGAACCGCUAGGAAUAGGAAGAAUAGUAUCAGAAGUUUGUAUGGACAUUGUAACAGGCGUCUUAGUUGGUUAUUAUCUUAAAUUUAUUGGAUUAGGCACGGUUAGUAGGGUAAUAUUUGGUGCUCCCAUGAUUCUUUUGAUAAAUAAGUACAUGUGGGAGGCCUAUUUUCGAAACUAA